Paracoccidioides lutzii Pb01 is the source of this 3378-nucleotide messenger RNA. Its product is annotated as fungal specific transcription factor domain containing protein. The record is from RefSeq and is a predicted model, not a curated record. Gene Ontology annotation, molecular function: DNA-binding transcription factor activity, RNA polymerase II-specific; sequence-specific DNA binding; zinc ion binding. Gene Ontology annotation, biological process: DNA-templated transcription; positive regulation of transcription by RNA polymerase II. The coding region runs from base 1 to 3378 and encodes 1125 amino acids. The transcript is spliced from 3 exons.
AUGUCACCUUCUAAACCCGCCCUACCAGCAUCCAACUCCUAUUCCUCAUUUCGCAAUGUCUCGGCUUGCAACCGCUGUCGUCUUCGCAAAAACCGCUGUGAUCAGAAUCUUCCCCGUUGCCUAUCAUGCGAAAAGGCCCGCGUUCACUGCGUUGGAUACGACCCCACUACGAAGCGGGAAAUACCCCGCAGCUACGUGUUUUUCUUAGAGUCCCGCCUGGCAUACUUAGAAAAAUUACUCAUCGAGAAUGAUAUCGAGUUUAGGCCACCCGAACCUUAUGAGGGAGAGGAGGAAUUCGAUAAACUGGCGGGAAUUGGGUUAGUUGCCCCUCCUGGGAAAUUGCCUCUAGAGGGGGAUAGCGGUGCUGCGCGGCCGCCUUUCGUUAAAAAUAUGAAAAAUCAGGAAAAGGUAAUUAGGGCCAGAAAGGAUUCAAAUCUUAAGGUCAAGCGUGAAAGAGAAGCGGAUGAUGAAUUGGCCUGUGAUUCUAUCUCGAGGCCGGAUGAAGAAGACAAAUCCGCUAUCGAUGUGGAUAUUAAACGCCAAGAAGACGAAGAUGAUCGUCGGGUCGAAGAUCUCGUCUCAAAUAUUGGUAUGGUAUCAGUUCAAGGCGCAUCGGAUCCGCGAUAUCUUGGUUCCACGUCUGGCAUCUCAUUCGCUAGGGUUGUUUUCUCGGCGGUCAGAAGCUCUGUUUCCACCAACACAGCUGAGCGGGCAGCGCCCAGACCCACUGAACGCCAAAAGGCCAGGUCAAGCACGAGUAGUGGUCCAAGUUCCAUGCGUGACUCCUUUUUUGGGCUGCAGGCCAGGCCGACCAUGAAGCAGGCACCUUUCCCUGACCAAGCAGUCGCAGAGCGGCUUGUAAACUUAUAUUUCGAGCACGCAAAUCCGCAAAUUCCAAUUUUACAUAGAGGAGAGUUUAUGGAAGUUUUCCGCCGAAUAUAUUCAGUGGAUAAGGGUAGGCGGUCACACCGAGACCUCUACCUUCUGAAUGUCGUGUGUGCUAUUGGUGCGGGCAUAAUUUUCGACGCGAAAAGUGAUGUCCACGCGCAAGAGGAGGAGGUCCGGCUGAGUCACAAUACGUCUCCUACACCCCCUUCACAGAAAAGGCAGAAGUUAUUUCUCCAACAGUAUCAACCAGAGGAAUACCAUGCUUCUGCUGUGGUGGAUUUGGAAGGGUUUCUUGGCUCAUCUCAACACACUGACGGAUUUGGCGGUCUUGAAGAGCUCCAGGCCGUUUUACUCUUAGCGAGUUUUGCCCUUUUACGCCCCGUUGCUCCGGGUCUGUGGUAUAUUAUUGGAGUUGCGGUGCGUUUGGCAAUCGAUCUCGGGUUACAUUAUGAGGAUGGAACUGGCAUAGAUUCCUUGAGCGACCAAGAAGAUAAUUCUCUAAAAACGAAAUCCAAGGAUGGUUCAAGUGGCAAGUCCCGAGACGGUCGAAAAGUUAGAAUGAAGGUCGACCCUCGAGAACGCGGGAGGCGGGAAUGGGUUCGGGACCUUCGCCGGCGACUGUGGUGGUGUACCUAUAGCUUUGACAGGUUGGUCAGCACCUGUGUUGGUCGUCCCUUUGGGAUCACAGACCAGGUCAUCACCACUGAAUUCCCUUCCUUACUCGAUGAUAAAUACAUUACAGAAGCGGGAUUCCUUCACCCACCAGCAAACGCAGCAAGUUACAAACACGUCUCACAACACUACUUCAAACUUCGUCUCCUACAGUCAGAAAUUCAACAGGUCCUCCAGCACCAGCAGGCAUUAAUGGCUAGGAAAAUCGGCAAGAACCGCAGUAACACGUUCAUGCAUACAAAGCUCCCGUCACCGUUCCUAGCUAAAUUCGACUCGUUCCGUUCGUGGAGGGAUGAUAUCCAACGACGCUUAGCGGAAUGGAAACACUCUGCUCCGGCCCCUCAUCAGAUUGGAGUGCAGUUUUCCGUUGAAUUCCUGGAACUCAAUUACUGGCAGGCGCUCAUCAUGUUAUAUCGCCAGAGCCUCGUUGUGCCGGAUCCGUUGGCCGGUGAACUUAGCCCGACAGAGAAUAUAUCGAGUCCAUCCAUGACUAACGUCGAAGAUGUCGAAGAUGAAGAUGAUAUAUACCUCAAGGUUGCGGAAGCUGGGCAGAAGGUCUUGCGAUUGUAUCGUCAAUUGCAUCGGGUCAGGCUGGUCAACUAUACCUACUUGGCUACCCAUCAUCUUUUUAUGGCGGGAAUAUCAUUUCUCUAUGCGAUUUGGCAUUCACCUGUUGUUCGAAGCCAUCUGACCCUCGAUGAUGUCGAUUUCACUAUUCUUGCUGCAACAUCGGUACUUGGGGAUCUCAUGGAGAAGUGCCCGCCUGCCGAAGCUUGCCGAGAUGCUUUUGAACGCAUGAGCAAGGCAACGGUUCAAAUGUGCCUUUCUACCACUGGAUUUGGCUCUCAUGCUACAACUGAAACAAACAGAUUCGACAUGGUGACACCUAACCCUGGUAAUGAAACUACCCAGUCCUUUGAAGAACACUCACCACCGGUGUCUUUGGGAACUCACCAGCAACAUCAGCUAUUCGACCAACAACAAACCGCACCCGUCCAACCACAGUUUGGAAUGGAAGUUCAUGAGCUCCUCCCUAAAGACUCGAUGGAUGAAAGCGUAUGUCAGCCAGAAGAAUCACAGGACCCCAAUGGCGGCCCUGCGGCCCAGCACCCUGUACGAACCAACCAAUACAUCUCCAAGGAAUAUCAAACCAGACAGCCCUAUCCGGCACAGCAAUCGCAUUCGCACCCUCAUCAACAUCUGCAGCAGCAGUGCCAGCAUCAGGCUACACAUAUUCAAUCCCACCAACAACAACACCAACAUCACCAGCCAUACCCCUACCCAAACCAAAAACACCAAACCUCCAACUAUCACCUCAGCCCCCGCUCCCUACCCCACCAACCACCAUACGGUGACCAAUACCCCUCCAACCGGCAAUUCACCGACAGAGCUUCACCGGCCACAAGUUCCAUCUCCGUCUCCACCUCCAUUACCAGUCCGGUCAUCCCUCACAGUGACAAUCAUAAAACAGAUACCCUCUACGACCGGCCAACCGGUGGCAGUGACUCUGACACAACAGGUGAUAUUAACAUGAACAUGCUCUCCUUACCUAGCUUUAGCGAUGCUUCUUCUUUGGUAGGCGGCGGCGGACCGAAUCCGGGCACGGGGCUGGAUUUGGGAUUCGGCAUGGCGAUGGAUUUCCAACAUGGUUGGAGUGAAGGGGUUGGAUAUGACUUGUUUGAUGGGUUCUUUUUUGGGGCGGUUGGGUUUGGUGCUGGGGCUAGUGGGUUUGGGAACGGGGAUGGUGAUGCUGAUAAUGGGGGCGGAGGGAAUGGGAAUGACAGUAUUGCUGGUGGCGGAAUUGGGGGGGAUGGCUGA